This is a messenger RNA of Drosophila rhopaloa, 559 nucleotides long. RefSeq names its product vitelline membrane protein Vm26Ab. Lineage: Eukaryota; Metazoa; Arthropoda; Insecta; Diptera; Drosophilidae. The transcript is spliced from 2 exons. The record is from RefSeq and is a predicted model, not a curated record. The coding region runs from base 48 to 494 and encodes 148 amino acids.
UUCAAGUAUUCACUACUAGCCAACAAAACACCAACCAAACCAUCAACAUGAAAUUCUUCGCCGUCUGCUUCUUCGCUGUUGUGGCUGUGGCUGCUGCCAAGCCCGGAAUUGUGGCUCCUCUGGCCGCCGCUCCUCUGGCUUAUACCGCUCCGGCUGUGGUGGGCAGUGCCGCCUACGUGGCCCCCUACGCCUCCAGCUACACGGCUAACACGGUGGCCCACAGCGCCGCCUUCCCCGCUGCCUACACCGCCGCCUAUACCGCUCCAAUUGCUGCCGCCUAUACUGCUCCGGUCGCCGCUGCCUAUACCGCCCCUGUUGCCGCCGCCUACGCCGCCCCUGCUGCCUACACCGCCGCCUACACCUCCCCCAUCGCCGCCGCCUACACCGCCCCCAUCGCCCGCUACGCCGCCACCCCCUUCGCAGCGCCCAUCGCCGCCCCCGUGGCAGCGGCCUACACCGCCCCCAUCGCCGCUCCCGUUCUCCUGAAGAAGUAAACAGGCCGUUUGUGCGUCCCAUCUUGACCAAUCUGUGCAAAUAAAGAAUUGUGAAUACCAACGAA